Molecule: messenger RNA, 757 nt
Organism: Anoplophora glabripennis (Asian longhorned beetle)
Lineage: Eukaryota; Metazoa; Arthropoda; Insecta; Coleoptera; Cerambycidae
Exons: 3
Coding region: 107-661 (184 amino acids)
Source: RefSeq, a predicted model, not a curated record
GAAAAAGAAACAUUUCAUUAAUGCAUGUUUCAUUUACUUGCCCCAUUUUGAACUGUUACAUUCUCCCAUAAGCCGUGUAUCAUGUGUUUAAUAUUUUUCAGGUUUCAUGUCUGAUUUUGAACAUUAUUUUGCAAUAUGGCAAAGUAUAAAAUUAAACAGACCAGAAUUUGUGGAUAUACUUCCAUCCAAGUUUGAACCGGAAAAUAUUGUUCAAAAUAUGAGAGAAAUUUCAGAUUUUCCAUUAGAAGCCAGCUUGCACAAUGGCUUAGGGGGUGAACAAUAUGUUAUGACCAAUUUGAUUUCUAAAAAAGGGCAUCAAAUAGAUCAUGCUAUAUUAUUUAGAAAAGGGGGGUAUCCUAUGGCUGUCAAUAAUAAAGAAGGGGUCAAGUUUAUAGAAGAUAUAGAAGUUCAAGCAGACAACGAACUAUUAUUAAUAUUGGCGCUUCGACCUAUCCAAUAUACUAUAAAUACCAAAGUUUUAAGGGGGACCACAACUUUAGCAAUAAAAACAUUAGAACAUGAUGGGCAUAGUGUGCUUCCAGUAAAUUUAGAAAUAUGGGAAUCUUUAAAUGACUUUGAAAAAAUACCAUACCUUAUGCAACAUAUAAAAAAUAAAGUGGACAGCGACGUUUCCAUUUCGGAGAGUAAAAGUGUUGUGUAGUUACGAAUUUAUAUUAAUUUUUUAAUAUUUCGUUCAUUUCAAUUUCUAUGUAGAAUAUAAAUAAAAAGAAAACAAUUAUGUUGUUGUUUAAAACUG